Elgaria multicarinata webbii is the source of this 1915-nucleotide messenger RNA. It is a transcript of the gene NUDT7, whose product is annotated as nudix hydrolase 7. The transcript has 4 exons. Gene Ontology annotation, molecular function: manganese ion binding; coenzyme A diphosphatase activity; magnesium ion binding. Bases 133 to 855 code for a protein of 240 amino acids. NCBI's taxonomy places the organism in Eukaryota, Metazoa, Chordata, Lepidosauria, Squamata, Anguidae. Gene Ontology annotation, biological process: nucleoside diphosphate metabolic process; coenzyme A catabolic process. The record is from RefSeq and is a predicted model, not a curated record.
AACGAGGACGCGGAGGAUGAGCUGCCCAUCAGCGACGAUGAGCCAAUGGGCAGGCCGGAUGGGGAAGUGGGGAGACACGCGCGAGACACAGCUGUUUGCCCUAGGCUAUGAUAUAGGCUCGGCGUUUUCAAGAUGGCGGCUGUGCCGGACUCUGACGAUGAGGGGGAAAGAAUGAGCAUGAAAGACAAAGCUAAGCUGCGGUUGAAGAAAUUUGAUGUUGGAGACCGAUUUUCCCAUUUGCCACUAGCAAAAGCCUCUGUUCUUAUCCCACUGAUGGUCAAAGAUGGAAAACUGUGUGUUCUUUUCACUGUCAGAUCAAUGAAGCUGAGAAGGUCACCGGGAGAAGUCUGUUUUCCAGGAGGUAGAAGUGAUCCAACAGACAGAGAUGAAAUAGCCACAGCUCUCCGAGAAGCCAAGGAAGAAGUGGGACUCCAUCCUGAACAGACCGAAGUCAUUUGUAGGCUUGUACCUGGAAUAGAUAAAACGUUUUCUUUAGUAACUCCAGUUGUAGCCUUUAUAGAAGAUACAUUCCAAGCCCAUCCUAAUCCAGAAGAAGUCAGUGAUGUGUUCUCUGUCCCAUUGGAGUAUUUUAUUAGUCCUUUAAAGUACAGAGUGAUACCUCUUGUGAAGAUGGGAGAGGUUUCAUAUUUGAUGCAUUCCUUUGAAUAUGAUGACCCGGAGCGCAAGACAUCCUUUACAAUAUGGGGUCUCACAGCAAACUUUGUGGUGUUCCUUGCUCUUGCAAUUUUUGGAAAGAAACCAACAUUUAAAGUUCAGUUUGAUCUUGAUAACCUGAAUUCUUCAGCUGAGAACAAUUUCAUGAAGUUAUACAAUGGGGGGAGAAGCAAACUUUGACUUGUGGAACUGUUAAUUUUUCCUACCAAAACAUAUAAGUCAGACAAAUAUUUGGCUUAAAUACAUUUCUUUAAAUUGUCAAACACUUAUUUGGCUUAAAUACAUUUCCUUAAAUUGUAUUUGUAAAUUAUAGAAGUAUAUAAAUUUAUGGAUCCACUUUUGCAGUGUUCAUGUCUUGACAUGAUUAUACAAAAUAAAACACACUGGUCACCAGUCAUCUAUUCUGUAUCACGUUUCUAUCAAAAGGACCAAAAUUUCAAUUUGCAUCAGUCUCUCAGGCUGCUAUUCUAAGCUCAGUGGAAUUCACUUCUGUCUAGGCAUGCAUAGGAUUGCACUGACAGGUGAUUUCUCACAUUUUUUACAGACAUGCACAUUAGAAAUGUUUAGAUUGACAUUUUUCCUCUUUAAAGUACAUGUAAGUGGCUAUACCUAGAGAAAUUUAUUUCAUGAGACAUUUAAUCAAUUUAAUUAUAACUAAACAAGUAGAGAAUUAUAUAUUCCAUGUAUUUUAAAUGGGAAUGUAAUGACUUACACACAUACAGGAGAAAUUGCAUUGAAUUUGGUGAAGUCUAGCUUUAUUUCCCAGUCUGUAAGUUCCUUGCAACUUGCAAUUUUGAAUGAACUGCUGACGUUAUCGGCACCUCAUGUACAACAAAUAUGAGAAAGUUUACUUCCCCUCUCCCUCUUUUUGCCUUUUCAGUUGUGUGGAACAGUAAAUCAUUUGGAACGGUUGUGGUAUGGUAACUUGACUGUCGGCGUUAAGAUGUAGAAAAGCUUUCGUUCAAAUUCCUGUCCACCCAUGAAUUUACUAGAUAACCUUACUGGCUUGACUAUCCAAUUUGCCUCACAGGGCGGGCUGUGAGGAUAGAAUGAAAUAAUGUAGGAAAUGGGUAAAGUUGUGACAAAUAUUUAUUCAUUUUUAAAUAAUAUUUAUAUGCUGUUUAAUAUAAUAAAACCUCUAAGUAGUUUACAUACAAUGGACUAUAUUUAUAACGUAAAUGAAGCACCAGGCACAAUGAGACUUGCAGUUUGGGAUGAGGCCUCUUGGUGGAGCUGUUAG